AUGGAUUUGGAAUUUUCAACUGCUGUUGUUGUUAAUGUUGUUGUUAUUAAUGUUGUUGUUAAUGUUGUUGUUAUUAAUGUUGUUGUUAAUGUUGUUGUUAAUGUUGUUGUUAUUAAUGUUGUUGUUAGUAUUGUUGUUGUUGUUAUUAAUGUUGUUGUUAAUGUUGUUGUUAUUAAUGUUGUU
This is a messenger RNA of Racocetra persica, 183 nucleotides long. Lineage: Eukaryota; Fungi; Glomeromycota; Glomeromycetes; Diversisporales; Gigasporaceae. The record is from the annotation of a GenBank genome assembly.